Molecule: messenger RNA, 5876 nt
Organism: Ictalurus punctatus (channel catfish)
Lineage: Eukaryota; Metazoa; Chordata; Actinopteri; Siluriformes; Ictaluridae
Product: deleted in malignant brain tumors 1 protein
Exons: 7
Coding region: 77-1300 (407 amino acids)
Cellular component (GO): membrane
Source: RefSeq, a predicted model, not a curated record
GACACAGGAAAUUGCACACAAAAAAAAACUCCACCUCUUCAGAUGCAUAUAAAAAGACCGACAGUCUCGUGAUGUCAUGAGUUUCACCGUGAGAAGACAGCAGCAGUGGACACUCACUAACACCAAACUGAACAACACCUCAAGGACCAGGAUGCUGAGACUUUCUCUCUAUUUACUGCUGGCCAUUGUUCUUAGAGCUUCUCUUCUGGCUGAUGGCGCUAACAUACGACUCGCUGGCGAUAAUAACUCCUGCACUGGUAGAGUGGAAGUCUAUAACAAUUACCAGUGGGGAACAGUGUGUGAUGAUUACUGGGACAUAAAUGAUGCGCAGGUGGUGUGUAGACAGCUUGGAUGUGGUAAUGCUGUCAGCGUUCAUCACAAUGCCCACUUUGGUCAGGGAAGUGAUCCAAUAUGGCUGGAUGAUGUUCAGUGUUCUGGAAGUGAAAACACCAUCACACAGUGCACUCACAGAGGAUUUGGAGAACACAACUGUGGCCAUGAUAAAGAUGCUGGUGUUACUUGUUUAGGUCGUAAUCAGGUCAGGCUGGUGAAUGGUCCAAGUAACUGUUGUGGUCGAGUGGAGAUCCUGCACAAUGGCCGUUGGGGAACAGUGUGUGAUAAUUCCUGGGACUUAAAGGAUGCAGAGGUGGUGUGUAGACAGCUUGGAUGUGGUAAAGCUGUCAGUGCUCCUUCUCAUGCCUACUUUGGUCAGGGAAGUGAACCAACCUGGCUGGAUGAUGUUCAGUGUACUGGAACUGAGAGUGUAUUAGAUCAGUGCUCACACAGAGGAUAUGGAGUAGAGAACUGUGGACAUCAUGAAGAUGCUGGAGUUGUGUGCUCAAACUUGCAGACUCCUACAUUGACUCAGAUCUCCCCAAACUCUGUGGUCUCACCUGGAGAAGUCCUUCAGUUCAGAUGUUCCACACCCAGCCCAACAUGCAUCUCUGUAGACUUCAGUUUGUAUAAAACUGGAACAUUAAUAAAGAAUCAAACUGCAGAGACUACAACAACAUUUAAUCUGACUGUAGAUGCCUCACAUCAGGGCCAGUACACCUGUGACUACUCAUACAGGGAAAUUGCCUCCACAUCACCCAGGAGCAACUCCAUUACCAUCACUGUGGCAUCUCUGGCUCUCUACAUUGGUGUUGGAGUGACAGCAGGACUGCUUCUCAUCUUAGUUCCAGUCAUCGUUUGCUUUGUGAAGAAACAAAAGAGACGGAAAUGUCAGAUGGAUAUGAAGAAUGAUAUACAGAUGCUUUCAAUACAAUUCAGCCAUCACUACUUAGGGGGAAGCUUUUGAGAUCUGGAGUUGACCGCCAUCUGGCUGCAUGGAUCAUCAACUAUCUCACUGACAGACCACAGUAUGUGAGGCUCCCGGACUGUAUGUCGGAUGUGGUGGUCAGCAGCACAGAAGCACCGCAGGGUACAGUACUUGCUCCAUUUCUCUUCACCCUGUACACAGCGGAUUUCAAGCAUAACACUAACAGUUGCCACAUGCAGAAGUUCUCUGAUAAUACGGUCAAUGUUGGAUGAGUAUCAGAGGAAAAUGGUCAGGAAUUCCGGGAGGUCAUCGCUAACUUUGUCAAUUAGUGUAAAUUAAACCACCUCUGCCGCAACACCAACAAGACAAAGGAGAUGGUAAUCAACCUCCGCAGGAGGCCACCCCUGUCUAUGCUGGUGAGCAUCCAGGGUGUUGACAUCGACUUCUCAACAAACUGGUUAAGAGGGCUAGCUCUGUCCUGGUCUACCCUCUGGACAGCAUAGAGAUGGUGGGGGAAAGGAGGAUGUUAGCUAAGCUGGCGUCUAUCAUGGGCAAUUCCUCUCACCCCCUGUAUGAGAUAUUCGGGUCCAUGAGCAGCUCUCUUUUAUCUCUCUCUCUCUCUCUCUCUCUCUCUCUCUCUCUCUCUCUAUCAUUCCUCUCCCUUCUCCUUCCCCUGUUCCACUGCCACAGGACUGAUGUGCCAGGGCCCUGAAACCAACCCUCUGGAUCCAAUUUCAUCUGGCCAUUUUCAGGGUCAAUGUUCCCUCAUAGAGAUGGAAAUGCACGGAUCCACUUAUUUUAAGGACAACUUAGCUGGGGUUUAGAAAAAACAUUUAAAUUAUGGUGGUGGAUGGGUCCUUCCACCGUGGAGCGAAGCCUGAUACACACUAGACUGUGUGUCACGAUUUUCCCUUGAGUCAGCGCUGCAGUAUUGCAGCGUGCUCGAAAAAUCGAAGUGCAAGCUCGUGCACGAGCCAUUAGCAAAUUGACUUUGACAUUGACUUUGUUUAUGUUGGACACGUGCUUUCUUAUGGUUAUGUUUUGUCUCCGCCCCUGUUUUCUAAUUGGUUGUUUUUUGUAUAUGUGUCAGCAUUGUUUUCAGCUGUCCUAUGUUUAACCCAUGAUUACGUUUGUUAUAUAAACCCCUCGUGUCUCUUAGCUUUUUGCAUAAUAUUGAGUUUAUCUCAUUACCAAGCAGUUGUUCCAUAGCUCUCAUUCUCGAUUCCUGUUUAUUGAAUUUGUUUCUCGUUUCUCGUUUUGUGUGUUGCCUUGCCCUGAUUAUUCCCGUUUGCCGAUCGCCUGACCUUUUGCAUGUUUUUGGACCACGCUUUGAAUUACCGUUUUGGAUUUGUCUGUUCGCCUCUUUCUCUCUCUAGUAAACGUCUUUAUCUGAACUUGCAUCAGUCCUAACCUCCAUUUAAUGACAUAAUACUAUGCCUCCAACAUGGAUGCAGCAGGUGAGCGAGGAGAGCAUCACAGGCAGUGUACAUGGGAAUAUCUGGCCACCCUUCAUGUCAGUCCAGUUUCCCCAGUGGAGUGCCAUAGACCUCCAGGAGAUGAAUUUUGGAUUGUGUGACUACCCAAGGCAGCUCUUGUUUCACAGCCAAAUGUUCUUUUCGAGCCUGGCGAACCCCAAGCUGGACAAGAGACAGUGGCUUGGGUUCAUUGUAUGUUUUAUGUCCCAGCCCAUGAAUGGGUGGAACAUCUGGCCAGUACAGUGUCCAGUGCCCUCAAUAAUGUAACUCAAUUUGCGGAACUAUUCUUGAAGGAGUUUGGGUAUUCAGGGCAGAACAACAACCUGGAACAACUUUUGAGGGUAGUCAGUGUGAUGAAUAAGCCUGACCUGCCAUUCCAAACCUGCUAUGAGUGGAUGGACAGGGCAGCCUCCACAGCUCAGCUUCAGCCCCGGCCAACAGGGCAGGUGGGUGAUGCCAACCUGCAAGACCGAGGACUGCGGUAAAGAGGUCCAGCUACAUUGUCCCACAUGCAGGAAACUUGGGAUCCAUGGAACAUAUUUCAGCUCUCAUGGAUGUUUCAAGUGCAGCUGGUGUACUCACAAAUGGCUCCACAAGAGAGCACCUGCCGAGCUCCAGCCGGAGGUCAACGUGGCCACCUCAUCUCCAGAGCUCCAACCUGAGACCCACAAGGUGGUCUCACCUGCUGAGCUCCAGCCAGAGGUCAACGUGGUGACCUCAGCUUGAGGGCUCCAACCUGAGACCCACAAGGCGGUUUCAUCCCCAGAGCUCCAGCAGGAGACCCACGAAGCGGUUUUAUCCUCAGAAUUUCAGCCUGAGAACCACGAGGUUGUCUCAUCUCCAGACCUCCAGCAUAAAGUCAAGUUCCUGCUAGAGGUCAAUGAGGUGACCUCUCAAGCCAAGUUCAUGUCCGAGGUCGAAGAGGCAACCUCUCAAGCCAAGUUCCUGUCAGAGGCUGAAGAGACAACCUCUCAACCCAUGAUUCUGUCUGAGGUUGAAGAGGCGACCUCGAGCCAAGUUCCUGUCUAAGGUCGAAGAGAAGGCCUCCCAAUCCAAGUUCAUGGCUGAGGUUGAAGAGACAGCCUCUCUCAGUCACAAUUUCUUCCAGUCUGAAACCAAUGUCACGACCAACCAGGUUCUGCUCACGCCUGAAACCAACGUCACAACCAACCAAAUUAUUCUCAUGCCAGAGUCUGUUGAUACGACCAACCAAGAUCUCCUCGUGCCUAAAACCGACAUCACAACCAACCAGGUUCUGCUCAUGCUUGAAGCUAACAUUACAACCAACCAGGUUCUGCUCACGCCUGAAGCUGAUGUCAGGACCAACCAAGUUCUGUUCACGCCCAGGUCUGCUGACACAACCAGCCAAGUUCUGCUCACACCCGAGUCUGCUGACAAGGAUGACCAAGUUCUGCUCACACCCGAGUCCGCUGACACGGACAACCAAGUUCUGCUCACGCCCGAGUCUGCUGACACGGACAGCCAAGUUCUGCUCAAGCUCAAGUCUGCUGACAUGGACAACCAAGAUCGACUCAUGCCUGAGACUGACGACACGAUCAACCGAGUUCUCCUCAUGCCUGAGACUAACAACACAGCACACUUUGUCCCAAGUUGGCUGAAAUGACUUAAAAUGCUACCCCACCCCCCUUAAUUCUGAAUAAUGCCAAAAAAGGACAAUUCUACAAUAGAUACAUUACAGCUCAAAAUCAGCCUAAAAUAUGACACAGCACAUCUGUACUCAUCAAGGUCAUCCACCUGCGUGAAGUUGGCCCCCCACCCAACGCAAAACAUCGGCAAAAUACUUUCAAUCGUUUGUGCUCCGUUUGUGCUGGUUUGUGCCAUAAAAUUUUUGUUUGUGCUGCUUCGGUUCUGGAGAUAUUAAAUAAAUAUUUAUAGGUCAUUUUGGGGUCACUCAGCCCCCCCACAUGCUCCAAAUAGUGGUUUGUGCCACUAAAAGUUUCAUUUGUGCUGCUUCCGUUUUUAAAAUAUUAUACAUUGAUUAUUUUUUUAUAUAUAUAAAAGGUAUUGUCUUUUUAAAUGAUGACAAUUUAUAAGUGAUAUUAAAUCAAUCAUAGUGUACUGUAAAACUAGAUUUUUUUUAAAUACUUGAAAUCAGUUUGAUACUUGAAAUCAGAGUUUAGCUAAAAAGAAAAAGCAUGGGCCUCUGUGAAUUCUCCAUUUUCUGCUUAUCUAGAAAGAUACCAACUUUAGACAAUUUACAAGAGCACUCAAGGAUUAAAAAGAAAAUAGUCAAUUGAGGAAGCAAUGUACCAUUCACCACUUAAUAAUCAGACUUUUACUGUGCACAUAAAAUUAUAUGAAGUGCAUCAUAUAACAAAUAUAUAAUUCAUUGUGCCAAAUAAAGGCACAGUUUAGAGAGAUUUCUACCUUUUUCGACAUAGAUCAGAAAGUCAUCUCUUUGACCCUUUAAACUCUGAGCUGUCCACUUGGUGUAUCGUAUCACUAAAUGGUUAUUUAAAAGGCAAAUGCACUUUGUGUUCUUCAAAUGCAAAUAAGUUUGCCUCAAACAACAGUCUAGAGCAAAGUUUUUUUUUAAAAUAUGAAGCAAAAACCUUCCAUUUACAUUUUAUACAUACAUAAAUACAUAAUAUAGGUAUAGGUUUUAUCCAGCGUGACAACUGAUUUAUGUAUCAAUUUAUGUCUGAUUCAUAAAAACUGUUGUACAAAUGUGUGGCGCAAAAGCAAAAAUGUCAGGCUAAAACUGAUGUGAUGGAUUACGCAGCAUUCCCUUUGGUCAUCUGAUGAUGCAUUUAUUAUAUUUUCUCCCUCAAGAGAUGAACAUUGUUUAAUUGACUUUCAGAGUUAAGAGGUUUUCAUUUCUGGAAAGGAGACACAGAAUUAUUAAUGUGGCAAUACAUUAAUAACUUCUCCAUUUGAACUGUUAAAAUAUGCAGAUUCAUUGUAUUUUAAGAUGAAACUGUUCUCAAAAAAUAAUAUUAGACACCAGGACAAUAUUCAUUAGCAUUGAAUUUAUUAAAAAUACUGUUCUAUUCUAUCACACACAUUUGAAUCAUGUUAAUUUAAAUACUAUAGUUAUAAUACCUGUCAGUAUCAACAACCCCACAAGAUUUCAUAAUGUAAUUGGUUUACAUUAAUACUACACAAAUUGAUCACACUCA